AACAACAACAGCAGCAGCAGCAGCCAUGUUUAGAAACAUCUACGCUUCGGGAUUUCGACACCUGGCAGCCAUCAUUAGUUAAUCGUAAAUUGUUGUAAUAUGCUUAUGACUUGCAAAUGUAAUGCUCGGGUAACUUAAAUAAACCAGGUUUGACCUUCUGAUCAAGUUCCGCCUUUAGUUUUUUUUUAGUUUCGUUUUUGAGAAGACUUUCGUUUUUGAGAAGACUCGACAAAAUGGACAAUAACAUUCGUUCGUUUUAUUACACUUUUUAGAUGUUUAGCCUGUAUAAUAUAUGAGACGCCGAUUAUUUGACAAUGGUGAUUUAUAGUAUCGUUACCACGGUUUUCAGUUGUGGUAAACAAUCUGAGUGAAAUACUGGUCAAAGACGGAGCUACCCACCAUGACUUUCUGCAUUAUCUGUGUAUUUGCACUGCUGAUAAACAAAGUGUCCCUGCAGGGUGUGAAUGUUGUUGAGGGUGUUACUGGAGGUUCUGUUGUCUUGCCGUGUGCUACCAAUGAGACUAAACACAAACUUUCUGAUAUUAUUGUGCAUUGGAGACACAAUGACAGCCUGCCUGUCUGUGCCAUAAUAAAGGGCACAUUUUCACUACAAGACCAGGUCUUCACCUACAAGAACAGAGUGGAAUCUUUCCCCACUGAAUAUAAGAAAGGAAACUUCUCCCUCAAACUUAACAAUCUUAAACACGCUGAUGCAGGAGAAUACCUGUGCUUCAUCCUACAUUCAUCUGAACAACUGACCCUGAUCACACAGCUGACCAUUAAAGAAUCAACAGUACAGAUAGGAGAAAAACCAACAGAAGAAAAUGGAAACCAAGCACGAGAAACAGAAUCACCUUUUUUUUUUGCUUUCCUUGGUGUUUUGAUUCUAUCGUGUUUAGCUCUCUGUGUCCUAUUCAUAUGUAAGAAAAGGUGUGAAGGAGGUGACUAUCCCCAUGUAGUUUAUGAUCUCCGUGUGAAGGGUAAUAUUGAACCUCAUUCAAACAGCACUUCGGUCCCAGAAAAUACAUUUUCCAUAUUAUAAAAAAAACAUAGAAGACCCAGAAGCGAAAAAAAUCAACACUGCUUUAUUGAAAAUCAACUUAAACAGUCGGGCCAUCGAGUCACGAGCCACCAACAGCGUGUCAACUUUAGUCUUACACAGUUUUAUAUUUUAGAUUUAAUAUUGCUCUCUGCUGCAAUGCACUCAAACCUAAUGGUAUGUUCACAUUAUAAGUGACUUUGUCGCUGUGUGUUGCGCGUCUCUUUCAAAAACAAAUGAGUAACGUCUACUCCAGUAACUGAUGAGAGACGGAUGACUAGAAUUCCACUGCUUUGUUCUCAUUGGUAGUCGCUUCCGAAUGUCGCUAAUUAUUUACAUAAAGUUAAACAUUUCUCAACUUUGACGUGCGACUGGACACAGCCGUCAACGGUCACUCGUGUCGCCGGAUGCCGCUGAGCUUCCAUUGAAAUCAAUGAGAUUGCGUCGCUCUGCUACUGCUAGUCGCUUAUAAUGUGAAUGUACCUUAACGCGCUCCCCCUUCAGCUCUCCACAAACAGCAGCGAUUGGCGAACGGAAAGCAAGAAAGUACCGUAAUAAACCAAAUAUUUCCAAAAAGGGCAAAAUCAGAGCCUUUUAGGCCGUUUCUCAAUCCGAAGGCUGUAGCCUCCGGAGGUCGCAUAGGCUGCUGCAUAUGUCAUCAAGCCUAGUUUAUUUAACUUAACUGAGCAUUACAUUCAUAAGUCAUAAGCAUAUUACAACAAUUUACGAUUAACUAAAAAAUCUAUAUUUUUAAGUUUAAGUUAGUAUUUUAAGUCUUUAUGACAAAUGCAGCCUAGAAAUGCGACCAUUUUAGGCUACAGCCUUCACAUUGAGAAACGGUCUUAGUGGAUAACCUUAGCAACACGCAGAUUAAUCCGUUAUUGUGUAAUUAGAGAGGCUAAACAUGCAUAUUAAACAUUAUGGGGUGGUUUCCCGGACAGGGAUGAGCUUAAGCCAGGACUAGGCCUUAGUUUAAUUAUGAAAUAUAACUACAAACAUGCCUCACUAAAAUCAUUACUUGUGUGCUGAUGAUGUAUUUUAAGAUAUGUCAGUGCAAGUUGUUUCCAGUUUGGACAGCUCUUAGGACUAGUCUAAUCCCUGUUUGGGAAACCUCCCCUAUAAGCUUACAUUCUACACAGUGUGACGCAUUUUAAAGCUUUAAAGUUGUAUGAGGCAGUGUAAACUGGGAAAAACCAGCAGCUGACCAUUCUAACUGAUCUCAUAUUAGUGAAUUUUAUUUGUCAAAAAACAUUGUUGAUAGAAUUUUAUAAAAAUAGUACUUACACAUGUUAGUGUGUAUAUAAAUAUUAUAAAAUAUGUUUAAAGUGCGUUUUGCAGGUAAAAUUUUUCCACGAAUUUGGGCAAUUUGCUUGUUGAUAAUAAACAUUUAAAUUGUUA
Molecule: messenger RNA, 2437 nt
Organism: Paramisgurnus dabryanus
Lineage: Eukaryota; Metazoa; Chordata; Actinopteri; Cypriniformes; Cobitidae
Product: T-cell surface glycoprotein CD4-like
Biological process (GO): T cell costimulation; cell surface receptor signaling pathway; negative regulation of T cell proliferation
Cellular component (GO): external side of plasma membrane
Source: RefSeq, a predicted model, not a curated record